Molecule: messenger RNA, 732 nt
Organism: Rangifer tarandus platyrhynchus (Svalbard reindeer)
Lineage: Eukaryota; Metazoa; Chordata; Mammalia; Artiodactyla; Cervidae
Source: the annotation of a GenBank genome assembly
AUGUUCCCAGCGAUUCCCGACCUCCAGCACCUGCAGUUCCACCCCGGGAAGCUGGAGGUCUCUGCUCCUCCACGGGCCACUGUGGAUGCUCCAGUCACCCUAGAGGAGGUAUCCUCGGAGGCCACUGUCUCUGCCACCAGGCCAGUCGCUGCGGUCCGUCCGCGCAGCGUCGCAAGCCUUCCCCGCGGCCCCGCCGCCGCCGGGCCGCCCUUCCUGCUGCGGGCGGCGCACCCGGACUCCGGGAAGGUGCCGCGCGGGGAAACGUGGCACCGUCUCCAGCCCGCGCCCCGGGCGCUGCCGCGCGGCGCGAGAGACCCCUCGGGGAGCCGAGCCGGGAGGGCGGCGCGGCGGCCGCGCACGGGCCCGCGGGGAAAGCCGUCCGCAGCGCCGGCGCCCGCCCGGGGACGGGAAGUGGCGCCCGGCCCGCCCUCGCGGCCCGCGGCCCCGCAGCCCCGCGCCGCCCCCUUUCUCUCGGCCUCUCCCUCGGCCUCCGCCACCCCGGCCGAAUUCUUGCAUAAAUUAUGCCAGGCGCGCCUGACGUCAGGUGGCGGCGCGCGGGCGCGGCGCGGCGCGGAGGGAGCCGGCGGCGGGCGGGCGCGGCCCCGCGGCCUCGGGCGCGCGCGGCGUGCCGGGCGCGCGCAGGCGCUGGCGUGCAGGGGCCGCGGCGGCGGCGGCGGCGGCGGCGGCGGCAGCGGUGGCGGCGGCGGCGGCGCGGGGGUUGAGCCGCGGUAG